This is a messenger RNA of Mugil cephalus (flathead mullet), 1953 nucleotides long. RefSeq lists its product as uncharacterized. The record is from RefSeq and is a predicted model, not a curated record. Bases 1 to 1953 code for a protein of 650 amino acids. Gene Ontology annotation, molecular function: protein binding. The transcript is spliced from 12 exons. Lineage: Eukaryota; Metazoa; Chordata; Actinopteri; Mugiliformes; Mugilidae.
AUGGCUACGCUGAGACGCAAGAAACCUCCUAAACAAGAUGCAAUAGAACAUGCAGCUAAGGCCCUCGACAAAAUAUAUGAGUUGGAAGUGAAAUACAUCAACUCAUUUAAAGGUCGUGGAGUGUUUGCCAAGGCUAAUUUUUGCAAAGGAGAUUUUGUGGUGGAGUACAGGGGGGAAUUAAUAAAUUUCCAAGAAUCCCAGAGGAGGAGGGGGUCAUAUCAUGCUCGGUGUGCUGUUUUCAUGUUUGACUUCUACUGGCGGGACAGACUAUGGUGUAUUGAUGCAGCUCUAGAAGAUGGUAGUCUAGGAAGACUAGUCAAUGAUGACCACAACCAUCCAAACUGCAAGAUGCAGAAGGUCAUCUCUGAAGGCAAGCCACACCUGUUUCUUUUUGCUCUGAGGGACAUCAAACCUGGAGAAGAAAUAACAUAUGACUAUGGAGGAAAUGACUGGCCUUGGAGGAAAAAGGCUGGAGGACAAUCAACCAUGACUGAGGUUACUGAAGCUGAUAUCUCCACAGCCAGAAAUCAGCAUCCUCAGAAGUCUUCUGUGUCCCCAGAUGAGGCUGGAGGACAAUCAACCGUCACUGAGGUUACUGAAGCUGAUAUCUCCACAGCAAUAAAGCAGCAUCCUCAGAAGUCUUCUGUGUCCCCAGAUGAGACUUCAUUUGCAAAUUCUGACGAUUCCAACAUCUCCAAACAAGACCAAGAUUCGAUUCCAAAACUGAGGAGGACCAAAAGCAUACAGAUAUACAACCGGAUAGAUUUUGAUUCAGAUGAGCUUUUUGACCCAAGCUCAGAUGACAGUGAAGAAGAAUAUGUUCCUCACACUUGUGAUGAUGACUCAGACGAUGAGCAGCAACAACAAAUUCUCAGCGAGCUGUCCACAGACACGUCCUCCCAGACAUGGGGACAAUUGACAAAGAUCACUCUGACUCAAGUCAUUUUGUUUAAUCGACGAAGAGCAGGGGAGGUGUCAAAAAUGCCCCUUUCUGCAUAUCUGUCAAAAAAUCCAUCUGACCCUCUGGAAGAUGUGAAUCUAGUCCUCUCUGAACUUGAAAAGAAACUGUGUCAACACUUCAGGAGGGUAGAGAUAAGGGGGAAAAGGGGAAGAAAAGUUCCUGUGCUUUUGACCCCAUCGAUGCAGCAAGCACUGGAUAUGCUUGUGAGCAAACGACAAGAAUGUGGGGUUCCUCUGGAGAACAUAUACCUAUUUGCAAGACCAUCUGCUCUUACCUGCUACCGUGGGUCUGAUUGCCUUCGACACUUUGCCAAGGCCUGUGGUGCAAAAACUCCUGAAAGUCUCACCUCUACAAAACUGCGCAAACAAACAGGAACUCUGUCUCAAGUACUCAACCUCAGUAAUACAGAGUUGGAUCAGUUAGCUGAUUUUCUCGGCCAUGAUAUAAGAGUGCAUCGCCAGUUCUACAGACUUCCUGAGGGCACCCUCCAACUUGCCAAAAUUAGCAAAGUACUCCUGUCGCUUGAAAAGGGACGUCUGGCAGAAUUUAAGGGAAAGACUCUGGAUGACAUCAACAUUGAUCCUGAGGAGAACGUGCAUUUGGACAGUGACACAGAGGAUGUUUUCGAGUCAGGCUCAGAAGAGAGACAGUCCACAUCCAGCCAUAGAGAGAACAAGACCACAGAGCCCCAUGGAAGCCAUAAUGAAGAAGCACCACAGGAAGACGGCAUGACACUUCCACCACCCUGUCACCGCAAGUCAUCAAAAAGUGAAAGAGAGAGACGAGCCACAUCCAGUCAGAUAGAAGAGAACAACUCCACAAGACCAGAUGCGAACCAUGAUAAAGCGGCACCAGAAAAAGCCAACAUGACCUGUUCACCACCCUGUCACCGCAAGUCAUCAAAAAAUGAAAGAGGACACUACAUGAUUUUUUUCAGGGCUGUACAACCACCAGAAAAGGUGGAUCCCACAAUGGAUGGUCUGGUCCGGUGA